Pichia kudriavzevii is the source of this 810-nucleotide messenger RNA. RefSeq lists its product as uncharacterized. Gene Ontology annotation, biological process: peptidyl-lysine dimethylation. Gene Ontology annotation, molecular function: protein-lysine N-methyltransferase activity. Lineage: Eukaryota; Fungi; Ascomycota; Pichiomycetes; Pichiales; Pichiaceae. The coding region runs from base 1 to 810 and encodes 269 amino acids. The record is from RefSeq and is a predicted model, not a curated record. The transcript has a single exon.
AUGUCAGAUACCGAGUCUCUCUUUGACGGUGGGUUGUUUGAAGAACCUGAGGAGUUUCAAAGAAAGGAAAUUCCUUCACAUUUUGCCAAAUACGAAAGAAAAUACCAAACACCAGAGUUCCAUCAUUCUAUUGAUGAAAUCCAGCUGAGGUUGGUUGGCAAAUCCCCCCUAUGGGGGCACUUGUUAUGGAAUGCAGGUACGUAUACUGCCAAUUACAUUGAAAAGCAUCCCAAAGAAGUUAGGGGGAAGAAGGUGGUUGAGUUUGGUGCAGCGUCUGCACUACCAUCGUUACUAUGUGCCUUGAACGGAGCAGAGAGGGUGAUAUGUACAGACUAUCCAGAUCCAGAUUUGUUGUCGAACAUCAAGUACAACGUUGAACAUCUGGAGUAUUCGCCGGCACAAGAGAUCAUAGACGUUGAAGGUUUCAUUUGGGGUAAUCCGGUUGAGGACAUUUCCCGCAAACUAGGCGGCAACGGCAAGGCCGACUUCCUCAUUAUGAGUGACUUGGUGUUCAACCACAGCGAGCACCACAAACUCCUCAAAUCAUGCAAGGAACUCAUCCAACCACUGGAGGAGGGCAAACCCAGAAGUGGUGGUAGAUGCUUGGUUGUCUGGUCACCGCACCGACCAGUGCCAAAGAUGGUGGAAAACGAUUUCAAGUUCUUCAGUGACGCCGAGGAGCUGUUCAAUUUUGACGUUGAACACGUGGAAAUGGUCCAUUGGGACCAUCCAAUGUUCCCCGACGACCCCAAGGAAACCGAGGAAAUACGAAAGAGGGUCUACUGCUACAUCCUCCACCCGACGUGGUGA